UUCUUUAAAUUUUAUUAAUUUGAAGAAAUCAAUUGCCAUCAAACAGAAAUACUACCCGCCAACCCCACCAUUGUCUCCUACCUGAGGAAAUUUCCCAUUUGGUUUCUCCUCCACUUUCUACUCUUUUCUCUUUCUAGUUAGUUUUGGUUUCUGGUUUUUGAUAGAGAACUAUCUCCAAACUCAGACACACUGUUCACUCUUUCUGUUUUUUCUCUGUAGUUUAUGUUUAUAAAGCAAGAGUAAAAUGAUGGGUUCUUCUUCAAAAGUUGGGAAUAAUAGUUAUGAUUAUUCUUUCAAGAUUUUGUUGAUUGGAGAUUCUGGUGUUGGCAAGAGUAGUAUUCUUUUAAGUUUCAUCUCCAACUCUGUUCAUGAUCUCUCUCCUACAAUUGGUGUUGAUUUCAAGAUCAAGAUGCUCAAUGUUGGUGGGAAAAGAUUGAAGCUCACAAUUUGGGACACAGCUGGGCAAGAAAGGUUUGGAACGUUAAUCAGAUCUUACUAUAGGGGAGCACAUGGAAUUAUACUCGUUUAUGACGUGACUCGCCGAGAGACCUUCACAAACUUGUCAGACAUGUGGGCAAAGGAAGUGGAGCUCUACUCUACUAAUCAAGAUUGUAUCAAAAUUCUAGUUGGAAAUAAAGUCGACAGGGAUAGUGAAAGAGUUGUAAGUAGAGAAGAGGGGAUGGCUCUUGCAGCGGAGCAUAAAUGUUCAUUUCUUGAAUGUAGUGCUAAAACCAGAGAAAAUGUGCAGCAAUGUUUUAAAGAGCUCACACUAAAGCAGAUACUGGAGGUACCUAGUUUGUUGCAAAAUGGAUCUGUAGUAGUCAAACAACAGAUUUUGAAACAGAAACCAGGAUACCAGGCCCCUCGUGGCAGUGGUUGCUGCUCCUAAUUGAAAUGCCACAACACCAAGGUACAGCAGAAUCAAGCAUUAUCAAAAUCGACGGAAGAACAAUCACUAUUGGACAGCCAGUUUCUUGGACACUGUUCACACUCCAGCAGUGCCAAUGAUGACUGUAUACAUGCUCUUCUUGAAGCUCCAUUUUUGUGGUUCUGAGUAAUUGGGAAGUGGGUUAGUAAAAUCUUUCUGGUAGUCAGAGAAAAAUAGUCCUUUUCUUUUUCCUUGUUUAGUAUAUAGUUUGUUAGUUAUAUGUAAAGUGAAUAGUUGUGUAGUAUCAAGUAGUUUAUAUAGUUUUGAGUAAAAAGUGUAGCUUGAGCUUGAAGAAAAACAGAUGUAUAGAUAUUGCAUAAUUUAGGAAAUAGAUCUCUUAAUUUCUUUAUUC
Jatropha curcas is the source of this 1280-nucleotide messenger RNA. Its product is annotated as ras-related protein RABC2a. Lineage: Eukaryota; Viridiplantae; Streptophyta; Magnoliopsida; Malpighiales; Euphorbiaceae. The record is from RefSeq and is a predicted model, not a curated record. Gene Ontology annotation, molecular function: GTP binding; GTPase activity.